CCACGUUGCCAAACGCAGACCGCAGAUCCAGUUUCAGUUCUGCUACUUUCUGCCUUUGGCACUUUGCUGUCACGCCGUGGAGGGGACCCGAGGCUUUCAAGAUAUCCCGUCAGCAGCAAGUCGAAAGGCUCUAGCUGUUAUCAACACCAAUCCUAUCCCUGAAUCUCCAACUUCAUGUCUGCCUCGGUAACCUCCAGCGAUGGUCGUGGUCCUGCCAGCCCAACCUCGUCUUCGACAGGGGCAUCUACGAAUCCCGCUACUUCCGGUCUUGCUGCUGCUCUCAAGGGCGCAACACUGGCUUUCCAACAUCAGCAACGGACGGCGGCUAAAGGCAGCGAUACCGCCGUUCCACGGCCUCAUGGGGGUUCACGGGUACCAACUCCAGGGACCGGGUCCGUUUCGACAUCAACCUCUAGGACAGUUGGUGGCAGCAACGGGGCACGCUUGGCAGCCACCCUCGCUGCUAGAGAGCACUCACCUCCAACCACCUCCAAGAACGAAGCAUCACGGGUGGUCACCUCAACGCCAUCUUCAAGUUCAAGUGUUGGAUCAGCCGGCAGGACAAACAGGCAGGAACUCCAUGGCCAGGCCACCGGCGGGAGCUCGCAACAGCAACAACAACAACAACAUGUCGAAGAGCGGGCAAACGAUCAUGCGCCAAGCAAACGACCAGCGAUGCGCUCGAGGAGGCCAUCUCUAGCUUCCCUAUCUAGCCAAGCAGUCGACAACUCUCAUUCUCAUCCUCCUACUCCAGCAAGCGCAAAGCCCAGUUCUGAACCCAAAUCGGUUUCUUGGAUCGCUGCAACUCUGGCCGCCACAUCCAUUGCACCCACAACGUCUUUGGUCGCUAUGUUCGACGGUAAACAGGAAGAGGCAGAAACUGCCACGAAGAAGAAGAAGAAGAAGAAGCCUCGUCCGGCAUCAAAAACCCAACAUCAUCAGACACUAACGUCGCCGUCUCCCACGCCCUCAGAAGGCCUCAGCAUCGAAAACCAAUGUGGAACUGGAGGAGUGCCCUCCGUUGCAUCAGGCAAGUCGAAGGUUGCUCCAAAACCGAAACCUAAGCCAAGAAGGGAUAUUUCACUCAGUACCGUGGAAUCGAUUAAAAGCUCAACUGGGGCCAUGGGACGGGAUGGCAAAUCUAGUAAUCAGGAACAAGGUGAGACACGGAACCGUAAUGGGGAUGUCCGCGACAAACCUAGCAGAGAGGGUGGUAAAGUCACGGUAACGGGGGCAAAGGAUAUAGUAUUCGAGGGAACGAGUGAGCGAAGGAGCCAGCAAAAGGUUCCUGCAACGCCCCGAAGCGUGCAGUCGAAGCAAGGGGUAGAGGUUCCUACGGACAAACGACCAUCAACGCCGCCUGUUUCUCAGCACGCCCAAAUUUCCGAGACAACGAUUAUCUCCCCACAGCCCAGGAGAGUCGUUUCGACACCGCGACUUGAAUCUUCUCCAGCUGUACCAAAAACUUACAAAACCGUUACCAACCCGAGACCUGAUAACAAGCCGACCAUCAGGAAAAGUUCUCGGGUUGUCUCACCGAGCGUGGACCAGUCUCAGACAAUUCGACAAAGCGCUGAGACCGGUCUCGGGGACCGCCAUACGUCUCGAAACUCUACUUCGUCCGACGAAACUUUUGUCUCAGCCUCCUCUAGCCCAUCUCCACGACCUCAGACGCCGACCAAGGAACUGGAGAGAGUUCGCCCUCGGCUGGACAGGGCCAAUACCAGCACCUCAUCCAGGGCGUCCCGGGUGAGUACCCCGGCGUCUGUGCGGUCCCCGGCAUCCCAAACCCGACCAUCACCUGUCUUGCGUCCUGGGACCGGGCUAUACAGUUACAGUACUGGGGCCAGCCCAACUCCCGAGAUGAGCCUUGAUUCCCUUACGAAUGCCAUGAUAGCAAGCAACCUCGCGUCAUCACGUCUCACAGCACUGACCCAAACAUCAUUGGAAUCACCCGGCCUUCCACCCGUUCCUCCUCCCCGGCGUGGCCAUCGUCAUCAUCACCUUCCUCAUCCUCACCUCCGCCACCGCACCCAAAGUCCUCCUCACGCCAGACCGUUGAUACCACAACGCACCGCCGACAGCCUACCAGUCCGAACAGGACCCAGCCGUCAGACAGAGCAUACGCAGCCAGCCAGCCUCCUCAAGACGCUCCGCGCCCCUCGCUCUCUGUCGGACGACGAAGACUUGCGCCUGCAAACGCACCGCCACCGCAAAAAGCACCUAGGUGGCAAGAAACAUGCGCACAACGAGGGAGCACGCCGGCGCUGGCGCGACGAGAUGACAAUCCGUCAGCGACGGCGGUACGAAGCCGUCUGGGCCAGCAACAGGGGUCUCUUUCUGCGUCCUGGUUUCGCGUUCGAGCACCCGGAGAACUGGCAGCCGCUACCGCCGCCGGACGACUCGCUGGGACAGGUCGACCUUUCGCGGGCGUGGGAAAGCCCCGAGGCGGAUCUGGUGGUGAAUGUCGUAGUUAGGGAUAUCUGGAGUCGGAGCCGGCUACCGGUGGACGAGCUGGCGGAAGUCUGGGAGCUUGUGGAUCGGCGCAAGUGCGGGGCGCUGGACAAGCAGGAGUUUGUGGUGGGCAUGUGGUUGAUUGAUCAGAGGUUAAGAGGGAGGAAGAUACCAACGGUGGUCGGGGAAGGCGUGUGGGAGAGCGCGAUGGAUCGGGUCUUGAGUGUUAAUGUGAAGGCGCCAAAGGCGCACAAGGGGAGGACAAAGGGGCAUUUGAAGGGUGUGUUUUAGGAAGACUCCUUGGGCCUGGACGUGCCGGUCGCAUGGUAGAAAGCACUGGGUCUGGACGUAUUGGGAUAUAGAGUAGAUAAUGUAAUACAUAUUGAACAUUUC
Neurospora crassa OR74A is the source of this 2847-nucleotide messenger RNA. RefSeq lists its product as hypothetical. The coding region runs from base 175 to 2745 and encodes 856 amino acids. The transcript is spliced from 2 exons. Gene Ontology annotation, molecular function: protein binding. The record is from RefSeq and is a predicted model, not a curated record. Lineage: Eukaryota; Fungi; Ascomycota; Sordariomycetes; Sordariales; Sordariaceae.